ACUCCUCUCAUCCUGUCAUUGCUGAAGCAUGGGAAAGGGUUUCUACAUCAGUAAAACUGUCGGGGUAGCAGGGAUUGUGUUAGGCGCUGGAGCGCUAGCCACAAUUAUUGCUCUCUCGGUGGUCUACUCCCAAGAGAAGUCCAAGAACGAGAAUGAGGUUAAACCCACAGGUGCAGUAACGACAUCAGUUCCAACAACUGCACCAUCCAAUGAACCAUGGGACAAGUGGCGCCUUCCUCAGACUCUUAGUCCACAAACCUACAAUGUCACUCUGUGGCCACGGCUCGAGCCAGAUCCAACCCUACUCUACAUCUUCACAGGGAUGUCCAGCGUGGUCUUCAGAUGUGUGGAAAAGACAAACCUCAUCCUCAUUCACUCCAACAAGCUGAACAUGACAAAGCAACCCACCUUGACGGCACUUGGAAGCAAGCCAGCUCCUACCAUUGAAUCGAUUGUGAUGCACACAAAAACGCAGUAUAUGGCAAUCCAUCUGAAAGAAGAACUGACUGCUGGGGAAAGCUACGAGCUCUACACAGAAUUUGUAGGCGAGCUUGCAGAUGACUUGGAAGGCUUCUACCGAAGUGAAUACUAUGAGAAUGGAGUGAAGAAAGUGGUCGCCACAACCCAGAUGCAGGCAACAUAUGCCAGGAAGGCUUUCCCUUGCUUUGAUGAACCUGCAAUGAAAGCGGUAUUCCACAUCACUCUUUAUCAUGAUCCAGCAACCGUAGCCCUCUCCAAUGGGGUUGUGACAGAUGAGGUUAACAUCACAGUGGAUGGCACUCUUGUAACCAGAACAACAUUUGCGGCCACAAAAGUCAUGUCGACAUAUUUGUUGGCAUUUAUUAUCAGCGAUUUCGGCUUCAUUGAACAAAACAUCGAUAAACUGCAGAUUCGAAUUUUUGCACGUCAAGAAGCCAUAAGUGCAGGACAAGGGGAUUAUGCACUCAAUGUGACUGGACCGAUUCUCAAAUUCUUUGAGGAAUAUUACAGUGUCCCCUAUCCACUGCCCAAAUCAGAUCAAAUCGCUCUGCCAGAUUUCAACGCUGGUGCAAUGGAAAACUGGGGCUUAAUCACAUACAGAGAGACAGCCCUGCUGUACGAUAAAGAAAUAUCCUCAAAUGGAAACAAAGAGAGAAUUGUUACUGUUAUCGCCCAUGAACUUGCCCAUCAGUGGUUUGGAAACCUUGUGACUCUCAGGUGGUGGAAUGACCUUUGGCUCAAUGAAGGUUUUGCAUCUUAUGUAGAAUAUCUUGGAGCAGAUAAAGCUGAGCCGAAUUGGAACAUUAAAGAUUUGAUCGUUCUUAAUGACGUGCACCGAGUUUUUGCCAUAGAUGCAUUGGCCUCAUCUCACCCCUUGUCAUCUAAAGAAGAGGAGGUCCAAAGACCCGAGCAAAUCAGUGAAGUUUUUGAUACGAUUUCCUACAGUAAGGGGGCAUCAGUACUUAGGAUGUUAUCAGAUUUUCUAACUGAGACAGUGUUUACCCAAGGCAUCACGACUUACCUGAAUCAUUUUGAAUUCAACAACACAGUGUAUACAGACCUUUGGCACCAUCUUCAACAGGCUGUGGACCGCACCGGCACUGAUCUUCCCAAAACUGUGCAAGAGAUUAUGGACCGCUGGGUUCUUCAGAUGGGCUUCCCCGUGGUCACUAUUGACACUACAACUGGCCAAAUCACACAGGAGCACUUCCUCCUGGACCCUGAAUCUAAACCAAGCAGGACAUCAGAAUUUAAUUAUGAGUGGUUUGUACCAAUUUCGUGGACAAAGAAAGACACAGCAAAGCCCCUAUAUUGGCUGCUAAAGAAAACCGACCAAUCAAAUGACAUGAAAAGUGCUGAUGAGUGGGUUCUGGCCAAUAUCAAUGUGACAGGAUACUACAGGGUCAACUAUGAUAAUAAUAACUGGGAACGCCUACUUAACGUACUCCAGAAUUCAAGACAGAGCAUUCCAGUUAUUAACCGGGCGCAGUUAAUUGAUGAUGCUUUUAACUUGGCCAAAGCAGGAAUUAUUGAAACGACAUUGGCUCUAAAAACCACACUCUUCCUAAACUCGGAAACUGAGUACAUGCCGUGGGAGGCUGCUCUCGAUAACCUGGACUACUUUUACCUCAUGUUUGAUCGCACAGAGGUGUACGGCCCCAUGCAGAAGUACGUUGGUGGAAAGGUGAAAGAUCUGUUUGAUUACUUCAAAAGGAUUACAAAUUGGGAGGAUGUGCCUGAUGGACACACUGACCAGUACAAUCAGAUAAAUGCACUCAGAGUUGCCUGCAGCACUGGAAAUGAAGAAUGUAAGACUCUUAUAAAAGAAUGGUUCCAACUGUGGAUGGACAAUCCAAAUGUCAACCCUAUUAAGGCCAACUUGAGGUCCACAGUGUACUGCAGUGCCAUUGCAGCAGGUGGUGAGACGGAGUGGAACUUUGCCUGGGAGAUGUUUGGAAAUGCUACUAUUGCUUCAGAGAAAGACAAACUGAGAGCUGCAAUGGCAUGUGCCACCGAGCCGUGGUUACUGAACAGGUAUCUCAAAUACACUUUGGAUCCAGAAAAAAUUCGGAAACAAGAUGCCACCUCUACCAUCAUCUACAUUGCAAGCAAUGUGGUCGGCCAAGGGUUGGCCUGGGAUUUUGUUAGAGCCAACUGGGAGUACAUUUUCAAACAGUAUGGAGGUGGAUCUUUCUCGUUCUCUAAUCUGAUCAAUGGCGUCACAAAGAGAUUCUCAACUCAGUUUGAAUUGCAACAGCUGAUACAGUUCAAAGAUGACAACGCUCACAUUGGUUUUGGGUCAGGGACCCUUGCUAUUCAACAAUCCAUCGAGAGGACUAAUGCCAACAUCAAAUGGGUCGAAAAGAACCAAAAAGCAGUCUUAGAUUGGUUCAGAAAUAACUCAUAAGACCAUUAUAACUCUGAAAGAUGCACAUACUGUAGUUUGUUGUUGUUGAACACUGGGACAUUCUUUUACUUGACCUAGAUGAGCAUUAAGGGAAAUGAUUAUUUAUUAUGGAUGACCUUCUAAAUACAAAUAUAUUCCAGAGCAACUUUCUUCCUAUGAUGAUGUACAGUAUAUAAAUAUCUUUCUUUAAGGCAUGCUUUAUAAUUUUCUGUUUUCCCUUUUCUUUUUUUAUAAAAAAAUGAAUUGUGUAAUGACAAAAUAAUUUAAAAUGAAACAGAACGGAAUAUGCAAACAGUACAGAACUGUUCUGUAUUUAUCAUUUUAAUUUUUUGUCUAAUGAAAAUAAAAACCUCAAUCCAUGAACUAAA
This is a messenger RNA of Carassius gibelio (silver crucian carp), 3255 nucleotides long. Its product is annotated as aminopeptidase N. The transcript has 20 exons. The record is from RefSeq and is a predicted model, not a curated record. Lineage: Eukaryota; Metazoa; Chordata; Actinopteri; Cypriniformes; Cyprinidae. Gene Ontology annotation, molecular function: peptide binding; metalloaminopeptidase activity; zinc ion binding. The coding region runs from base 29 to 2887 and encodes 952 amino acids. Gene Ontology annotation, biological process: peptide catabolic process; proteolysis. Gene Ontology annotation, cellular component: cytoplasm.